This is a messenger RNA of Brassica oleracea var. oleracea, 1697 nucleotides long. RefSeq names its product uridine kinase-like protein 1, chloroplastic. Gene Ontology annotation, molecular function: kinase activity; ATP binding. Gene Ontology annotation, cellular component: chloroplast; cytoplasm. NCBI's taxonomy places the organism in Eukaryota, Viridiplantae, Streptophyta, Magnoliopsida, Brassicales, Brassicaceae. The record is from RefSeq and is a predicted model, not a curated record.
AACUCAAACCCAAAUCUUUGAACCACCAGUGAUUCAUCUGAAACCAAUGCCGGAGAAUUCUUCAUCAGUAGACUACGCCAUGGAGAAGGCGUCGGGUCCCCACUUCUCAGGCCUCCGCUUCGACAGCCUUCUCUCUUCUUCUCCACCCAAUCCCUCCGUCUCUUCUCCGUCCCACCUCCCAUCUGCUGUUUCGUCCUCUUCUUCUCCUGCUCCCAAACAGCCCUUCGUUAUCGGAGUUUCUGGUGGUACGGCUUCCGGUAAGACAACAGUGUGCGACAUGAUAAUCCAGAAACUUCAUGACCAGCGUGUUGUUCUAAUUAACCAGGAUUCGUUUUACCGUGGUUUGACAACCGAAGAGCUGGAGCGUGUGCAAGAGUACAACUUUGAUCAUCCAGAUGCCUUUGACACCGAGCAGCUUUUGCAUUGUGCUGAGACUCUCAAGAGCGGCCAACCUUAUCAAGUUCCAAUCUACGACUUUAAGACCCAUCAGCGUAGAACUGAUGCUUUCCGCCAGGUGAAUGCUUCUGAUGUUAUAAUUUUGGAAGGGAUUCUAGUUUUCCAUGAUCCACGUGUUCGGAAUCUGAUGAACAUGAAGAUCUUCGUUGACACAGAUGCUGAUGUGAGGCUUGCUCGCAGACUCAGGCGUGACCUAGUUGAGAGGGGCAGGGAUGCCGACUCUGUGCUCGAGCAGUAUGCAAAGUUCGUGAAGCCGGCGUUUGAUGACUUUGUGCUUCCCUCUAAGAAAUAUGCUGACGUGAUCGUUCCUCGAGGAGGUGACAAUCACGUUGCUGUUGAUUUGAUUACCCAACACAUCCACACAAAACUCGGGCAGCAUGAUCUCUGCAAAAUCUACCCAAAUGUUUAUGUCAUCCAAUCUACAUUUCAGAUAAGAGGCAUGCAUACACUUAUCAGGGCGAAGGACAUAUCAAAGCAUGAUUUUGUGUUUUAUUCAGACCGUCUCAUUCGUCUGGUGGUGGAGCAUGGUCUUGGUCAUUUGCCCUUCACUGAGAAACAAGUAGUUACUCCAACAGGAGCUGUGUACACUGGAGUUGAUUUCUGCAAGAAACUUUGUGGGAUCUCUAUUAUUCGAAGUGGUGAAAGCAUGGAAAACGCAUUACGCGCUUGCUGCAAAGGGAUUAAGUUAGGGAAGAUUCUUAUCCACCGUGUUGGAGACAAUGGAAAACAGCUUAUAUAUGAGAAGCUUCCUCAAGACAUCUCUGAACGUCAUGUCCUACUUCUAGAUCCUGUCUUAGCUACAGGUAACUCUGCUAAUCAAGCCAUUGAACUACUCAUUCAGAAAGGAGUUCCUGAAUCUCACAUCAUCUUCCUCAACCUUAUCUCGGCGCCAGAAGGAAUUCAUUGUGUCUGCAAACGGUUUCCGGCAUUGAAGAUAGUGACAUCUGAAAUAGACCAGUGUCUGAACCAAGAGUUCCGUGUUAUACCAGGGUUAGGCGAGUUUGGUGAUCGUUACUUCGGCACUGAUGAGUAAAACCAUGAGCCACCACUAAAACACUGUGACGGGAUGGAGCAAUAAAGGACACGUUAGUAUCGUAAUAGCUUAGACAGUAGUUGGAGUUGCAUGUCCUACACAAAAAGAACUUCUUAGCUCUUAAGAUUUAUCAAGCUCUUAUUAAACUCGAAUUAUUCUUAAAAGCAUUGAUUUCUGGAUUUUUUAUGUUAUUAAAUUACCAAAUUUC